CGGAUCCUGUUUCCGCGCCAUCUUCUCCUACUCCUUCCCCUCCUCCUUCAUUCCCGUCUUCGCUUAUCCUCUCCCACCUCCUGCUGGUGCACUCUCCUAUAAAGCUGUUUGCUUUGUUCUUGUUGCUGCUGCUGCUGCGGGUGCAGCUGACUGUAAUCUCGCUCCUGCUGCGUCGAUCAAGGGCUCUCAUUGACCCACGUGUCGGUCUCUGAAGGAGAUGGAAGAGAAGCCUCCUCGCCGCAAUACUCUGUCAAGGGAGAACUCCUACUCUCUGCCCAGGUUUGAGCCUUCUUUAUCUCUGUCGGUUCAGGGAUCGAGUCCUGGUGGCAGCGACAGGGAAGAUCUUCAUCUCGAUAACGCGGCGUUAGGUCAACCAGGUGGCGGCUCCAGAAGCGGUGCUGAGCUGGUUGUGCCAGGUGUCAAGCGGAGGGGUAGGGGACGGCCGCGGCUGGCUGAAGAUGUUCGAGAGAAACACGCUGCAUCUCGAGCAGAUCUUCAGAAGAGAUUACAUAAGAUUAGGAGGGAGAAAAUGGCCACGCUGUGCAGAAGUAUAAGCACUCAUUAUAAACUCAAAGAGAGUCUCUCGCAGUUCGAAAUUGUGGCCGAAUUUGUGCGUCGUCACGGGUGGAUCGUGGAUGGGAACGGAUCAGCGACGCCGCCGGUCAGCGUGGGGAGUAACGAUAGGUUGGAAGGAGGAUUGAGAUUCGGUGGGAUGUCGGGAUCGGGAUGUGUACAGGUGGGCCGAGGAGGACGUGGAGGGGCGGAUAAUAUGGGGGACGACAGAGACAGCCUGUCGCAGGGCUCCAGCGAUCGGAACGAGUCGGCAUCCGCUUCCGAUCCCGACGUGGCAGGUGCAGUCUAUGCGCUGGCCAAUGGAACCCGAGGGAGCAGGAAGGUCCCCUUCGGGGGAGUUGGGAUGGGCGUGGAGUCCAGGUUGCGCGCGUUCGGAGGCGAGGAAAGCUCCGCCGGUGGCGGCGGCGGCGGUGGAGGAAGCAGGAAGCUGUUUAGAAUAUCCUAGAAUCUUUUCUGGCGGGAAGGGGACAGACAGACAUACAGGAGGGACAGAUUACCGAAAGGGGAAAGCUUAUAUAAAUAUAUAUAUCGUCACAAACAGAAAUAUAUAUAUAUAUAUAUAUACGCAUCGAAGCUGCGGCGAC
This is a messenger RNA of Chara braunii, 1157 nucleotides long. The record is from the annotation of a GenBank genome assembly. NCBI's taxonomy places the organism in Eukaryota, Viridiplantae, Streptophyta, Charophyceae, Charales, Characeae.